Molecule: messenger RNA, 759 nt
Organism: Penicillium verhagenii
Lineage: Eukaryota; Fungi; Ascomycota; Eurotiomycetes; Eurotiales; Aspergillaceae
Product: Sec63 complex subunit SEC66
Exons: 3
Coding region: 1-759 (252 amino acids)
Biological process (GO): post-translational protein targeting to membrane, translocation
Cellular component (GO): Sec62/Sec63 complex
Source: RefSeq, a predicted model, not a curated record
AUGGUGGACUGGCUCAGUCUCGCCGUUCCCCUCGCCUACCUAGGCAUUCUGAUCGGAUCUCUAGCCACAUUCUCAUCUCUCUACCGCAAGCGCAAGUCCCAGAAGGCAGCUACCCUUGAACCAUGGUUCCCGGCACACCUCCAACGCGAUAUUUACUUCUCUCUCCUCCACCUCGACCCCUCCGCACAAAAAGAGAAAAAGACCCCCGCUAUUCCUGAGUCCGUCGUUAAGGCCGCUCUCCUCCGUCGCGCUAUUGAAGAUAUCCGUCGCGUCCUGGCUCUCCGUAGCCAGAAGCAGGCUUUGUCUGUGCUGCUCCAGCGCGGGAGUGUCGGCGAUGACCUGUGGCAGCGGUUCUUGCGCGCCGAGAAGGAGAUGGAAGAGGAGGUGAAGGAUGUUGUUGCUGAAGCAAAUGCUUACGUGCCGGGUUGGGGCCAAACUAUCUUCCAAUCUGCCAACGAGAUGAUGCAGAAUGAGAUCUACCGUGCUCGAAUGAGCGAGCAGCAGGAUAAGGUUGCUGAGGAGAAGGAGUGGUGGAGUAAGAAGAAGGCUGAUACUAAGGAGCAAUUCAUGAAGGAAUUGAAUGAGGCCGAGGAGCCGGCGACGGCCCAGACUUCUGCCCCUAAGUCUCCGGAACCCCCCGCAACUAUUGUUACUCCUGCGGCUAGUGUGAAGGGGAGUGAUGAUGAGCCGGUGUUGGUUGAGGCUGAGCCGACUACGCCGUCUGGUGGGAAGAAAAAGAAGGGCAAGGGUAAGAAAUAG